GCUUCUGCUGCUGAGGUAAGGGCGCAUCAUCUGGUUCAUUCAGCGAACGGUGGGCAGCCUCCUUCGGCCCGACUUUCGCUACGGGCGCACCCAUACGCCACCACCGUUCUGCCGAGACCCGUUGGGACGCUGUGGGUUUUCGUAAAGGAGUACGGCAAUGGGUCCGUUGAAGCGUAGAUCGCGUUCGAACGUCUACUAAGCCUAAAGGAGGGCCUUGCGGAGGAGAUGAAAGCAACGCGACUUGCUCGGGUUGGUAGCAGCAGCAGCAGCGAUCGUGGUCUGAGUGAAGGCAUCGGGCAUUGAUCUUCACUCAUGAGUGCUGCGAUCUGCCGAGUGCCAGGCCGUGCUGCCCUUGAGCCUCUGCAGCUGUAAGCACUGUCCUCAGUGCUGUGACCAGCUGAAAGCUAAAGGAUGGAGGACCCCCAGCAAGAAAAGGCCAACAAUUCAGAUUCAGUGUCAAGUCCUGGGCGUAGCAGCCCAGCCUCGCAGCAGAGCGAUCAUGGCAGUCAAUCACGGCCUCCUCCAGAACAUCGAGUAGAGGCCCCUGUUGCUGGCACGGGAACAAGCCGGCGACGCAGGGCUGUCGACUGGGAGAUCAUGCAGGGCUUACGCAGCGGCCAGCGUUGUGAGGACAAGCCACGCAAAUUCGAAGGGUACCUGCUCAAGCGCCGCAAGUGGCCCCUCAAAGGCUGGCACAAGCGGUUCUUUUGUCUUGAAAAAGGGAUCUUAACAUAUGCAAAGUCUUCAACUGAUAUGGCAAAAGGAAAAAAUCAUGGCUCCGUCGAUCUCGGAUUGUCCGUCAUUUCCACGAAAGGCAAAGGCAGGCGAGUCGAUAUUGAUGCUGAAGAGUUCAUCUAUCAUCUAAAGGUUAAAAACCAAGCUCAGUUCCAGCAGUGGGUGCCCCAGCUGCGCCAUCAUCGCCUCUAUCGGCAGCACGAGAUUGCCUUCGGUAGCCGCGAGGCCCCCAAGAUGACCUCUCCUGCUGUGGAAGACACCAGUACAGUGCCAACCCCGGGAGGUAUGGAACCCAGUGGCUUGCCAUCGGCUAUAAUGGGGGAGAAUUCUCGGCUAAUACGAAGUCCUCUCAUCCAGCAACAGAACCGUGUAGCUGCUUGGAUUUUAGAUUCUACGGCCAUUGACCAUGGAAACAAAGAUGCAUCCAUGCUGCAAGAGAAGAUAUUCCAACUGGCAAAUCUGCUUCAGCUAAUCGAAAAUAGUCCAAGUGGCAUCUCUUCAAAUUACUUGGAGAUUCCCGAGAUGGAGCAUGGGACAGUCGGAGGAGUUCAGAAGAAAGACCGCAAAAGGUUCCACCUGAAGCGUAUCCGGAGGGGCAAAAAGGAAGCCGAGCCUGGGUCCAGCUCCCAGGGCAAGGCGGGCAGCGGUGGCAAAGCCCCGCUUCAAGUAGAAAUCACAGUGUCGCAGGAGGCCGCGGCAGCCCACGACAUUUCGGCCAGCAUGGACAACCUGGCUGAUGUGAACCGUGGGGACAGUAAAUCGGACGGCUCUGCAUCCCUAUCAAUUCGUGACAUGGGGUACCUGAGCUGCUCUCACCCGUCGCUGGCGAUGGACAGCACGCUAACAGGGCAGGUGUCGGACACAACCUCUUUGGUCUCGUACUGUUCAUACGAUUCGACGGGUGUCUUCCGGCACAUGGAACAGUUCCUCUCACUUGCGAAAGAAGUGCAUACAGGACUUCGGACCAUGCUACGGGGUCUACAAACUGAGCGCGAGCGCCUUAAGCAGCACAUUGAGUCGGAGAACCUUCCUGGUGGUGGCGGAAAUGCUGCCCUGGUUGCAAAUCUAAAAAAUGCACUGUCUCAGGCCCUCCAGCAAAACUAUGACUUGCGUGCUUGCCUUCGAAGGAUUCAUGAAGAUUCCGAUCCAUCUUCGUUUCCACCUCCUGAAAGUCCAGCGGGUGAAAGUUUCGAGGAGCCAACACUUGUGCACCCACCUCUGCAGCAGUCGGUGUCACAUGAGAGCUCGUCGGCGCUGUCCACGUCUGAGUUCUUUGAUGCUGCCGAGAAGCUGUCACAGAGCAGCUCUUCUUCUGAAGAGGAGGAAGAAGAAGGCAGUUUCUGCAGCGAAGUGUCCGAUGACGGCACAGAGUAUGCGCCGGGUGCCGGGGGCGACUCUGGCGGCAGGGCCCCGUCGACUCAGGGCAGGCGCUCGAAACUGCCCGCUCCCAAGCCGGACGCGGGUGACACGAGCCUCUGGAACUUGCUUUGCAAGAAUAUCGGCAAAGACCUGUCGAAAGUGAGCAUGCCGGUGACCAUUAAUGAGCCACUCAACAUGCUGCAGAGGCUUUGUGAGGAGCUGGAGUACAGUGAUCUCCUGGAUAAGGCUGCCUCCAUGGAAGACCCCGUCGAUCGCAUGUUGUGCAUAGCAGCCUUUGCGGUGUCUGGAUACAGUUCAUCUUAUCACCGAGCGGGACACAAGCCAUUCAACCCGCUACUUGGGGAGACCUACGAAUGCAUUCGAGAGGACAAGGGCUUUCGGUUUAUUGCAGAGCAAGUGAACCACCACCCUCCUGUAUCGGCCUGCUAUGCUGAGUCAAAGAACUACAAGUUCUGGCAGGAUGUUCGAAUCAAAUCAAAGUUUUGGGGGAAAUCUAUGGAAAUCCUUCCAGUCGGUUCCGUUCACCUCGAGUUGUUCAGCUCGAACAGUCACUAUGAAUGGAACAAAGUGACAACAUGUGUGCACAACAUCUUCAGCGGUCAGCGCUGGGUGGAUCAGUAUGGGGAAAUGACAAUCCGUGACCUGACGUACGAAGUCACCUGCAAGCUGACGUUCGUCAAGGCUAGUUAUUGGUCGGACAAGAGGCACGAAGUGUUUGGGACAGUAGUGAACAAGCAAGGAGACGUUGUCUGCAACUUGUCAGGGCAGUGGACUGAAGCCCUCUACUGCGGCACGGCACCCACUGCGAAGUGCAUCUGGAGGCCAGGAACAAUGCCUGAAGAUUUCGAGCUGUACUAUGGCUUUACCCGUUUUGCAAUUGAGCUCAAUGAGCUUGACCAGCAGAUGGCCAAAUUGCUGCCUCCUACUGACUCAAGGUUCCGGCCAGACCAAAGGUUACUGGAAGAAGGCAAUAUCAGUGCAGCUGAAAAUGUAAAGUCCCAGCUUGAGCAAUUCCAGCGUGAGCGGCGUAAGCAGAGGGAGGAGUCUGGCCUCGACUAUCAGCCCAUGUGGUUCAGGAGAGAGACAACGAAAGAUGGCAAAGAGCACUGGGUCUACAACCAGAAGUACUGGGAGACACGUGCAAACCCAGGUUUCAGCAAUAUCUGUUUCCCAGAAAAGCUUUGGGACCCUCUGUAGUGAGCUGGACUUUCCUCUUCGUGGCAUCAGGGUGGUGGCUGGGUCCUCUUCUUUUUUCCCUUCCUUGUUUUCUGCUCUUUUACCCCACAGCCUUGUGUUUUGCUCAGGUUGUGCGCACAUUGACUGCACAGCCAGCUUUUUUUUUUUUAAUCUUUACUCUUUUUAGAAAUUGACUACCUCGAAGAGCCGCACACAUCGAAGAAGGGUUUUCAGAAACAUUUGAGGUAGACCUUCAGGUGUUCUUGAUUGAUGGUUAACACUACUACCCAGGGACUUUCAAGCCAGCAGGUUUACUGGUGGCACGUGAUAAUGUUUGGGUGUUUUUGCUUAGUGCUCUGAGGUCUUGCAUGCCCAUGCUGUUAGGGAUGCAUGGGACUAUUGCAGGCGAAAAAUCUUUUAUUUUUUGUCUUGUUCUAUGCUUUGCUCACUUUGUACUCUGCAUUUCUGUUGGGGUGCACUCUUAUGAGUGGUAUAUAGUACUCUCAGCAAGCAGCACUAGGGGCUGCAUUUAUGGUUGCUCUGUGAUUUGCUUUUCCGGUGAAAACGUGGUGCCACGAAAUGUUAAGGACUACACUCGACAGUGGUCGCAUUUGAGUAUCUUUAUAGACUCUGGGUACUCCCCCAAAUCCUUUGAAUCUGCCUUAAGAGCCUGGGGAGUUUUGACCUGUUGAUGUGCAUCAACUGCCUGUUGUUAUUUAACACAGUGUACCACCCAUGCUUGAAGCUUCAUUGAGUUAGUUAACUUAGUGUCACAUUUGUUGCAGUAAUUUAUUAGUUGUAGCUUGAACUGCCUACAAGUGUAAAGAGUGCUAGGGGCAAGAGUGGACUAUUAGAUGACGGAAGGUUCACACUAGUGUUCAACUUCUAUAGCAGUUUUUUAAAGUUAUAUGUAGAGUUUGGUCUUGUAGUACUUUUCACUUUACAUUUACACCUUUGCUUUUAUCGUUUUAUUCUGACUUGAAAGAAUUGUGUGUAAUACGAGUAGUUAUUUGAUUGCACCCUGCAGGCAGGUGUAGAGGCAUAUUUGAUUUGUUAUUGUGUUGACAGUGUAUCUAUGUUUAAUGUCAGGAAAUGUUGAGAUACUGCGGAUAGCGAAAAUAUUAUAGUAACACUAUGGUGUAACCUUGGAACACUUUUGAAUGUGCUGUGUUGGGAAGCAAAAAUCUGUGAUUGCUGUGGUGUUGGUUGUAAUCUGGUUUUCCAUUUUUUGGGAUAGGGGAAGGGGGAAUGAGAAGUGCUAGCUACCUCUGGAAAUUGGUGGCAAUAGAUAGUGCCUCAUGUUUUGGAGAACAAGAGUGAAGAGCCAAGCAAACAAAAAAAUCAUAUUUCUGGCGUCCAACACACAAAUCAGUAAUGUACCACAAAAUUCCCGCAGCUAAAUGAUUUCAUUUUCUUACUGCUUGUAGUCAGUCUUUAACCGUGGGAGUAGCAUAUCAUCUUUCUUUCAAGUGCCUGCAUUUCUAUGGGGAUUACUUUUCUGUUUGUUUUUCAUAGGGUGAAUUUUUCGCGCAACCAGGUCUUUGGGGAAGCAUUUUUAGGAGUUUUGUUUUGACUCUUAUGAGUAAGAAGGAAGAAAAGUGUUUGCCUUGCAAGCAGUCCUGUAGAAGUAGUAUGCACACAAAACAAAAUCUUGACCCUUCUAAUGAUGUAACUAAUCAAAUUUUUGGGGAAAGUGUUUUUAUCAUUUUAACGAAGGUGAGUGAUCUCAUUUUCAUUUAUUUUAGCAUGAAAAUCUCUUGCAAUGGGUAGGAAGCAUUUUAUAGAAGUGUUAUGGGUGGGUAAGCAAGCCUGAAUGUCAUUAGCCAAGGUUAACAUCUUACUUUCCUUCCAAUUGUGCAAAUAAUGUUUUCUUACUGCAGUGAUUGUUAGGACAAAAACAUAGCCUCUCUCACACUGUUCAUGACAAAAGAAAACUCCACUUUUCAUGGCUUCAAUGCGUGAAAUGCUUGAAGGUUUAGGAUGGAAAUUGUUUUAAUGGCACUUCCUCUAGCUGCUGAACACUAAAAAGCUAGUGGUGCAUUAGAGCUGAGAAAAAAUGUUUGCUUGAGGAAAUGCAAGACCUACACAGUUUAAUUCCUUUGCACCUGGUUUAAGAAAAAAAAACUAAAAAAAAAAAAACAGAACAUUUUUUUUUUUUAAAUAUAGGGAUUUGCUUGUAUGCCAAUGACUAGGCUGGAGUUGCUUCUGCUCUUCAGCUUAGUAAAACUUCCAGUGAUGUUGCACAUAAGUAAAUGCAAGGUCACAUUAUAGCAAGGAGUUACAGCUAGCCUAUUAUGUUUUUGUUGAUGAAUAGGUAAACCUCGGGUGCAAGCAGAGCUCCCCGCACAGUCUCGAAAGCUGGAAAUGUAAAUUCCAGGAAAUAUGCUUGUACUACCGCACACUAAGUGAUAAUUCCGACUACAACUUUAGUUCCCAUCUAACAAAUCUGUUUCAGUUAUAUCCCUUGCAAGACUUAAAUCAAGUUAAAGCUCGUAAGCUCAUACCUUGCAUCAUCAGAGUUACUGCAAGAUACUUCAUGGUUGCUGCAGUCUUUAUGAUUUCCCUGUUAUUUCUCUCCCUCAACUGUGCAUAGGUAAAAACUACCAAUCGGGUGAGAAGCAAUGUUGCUAUGAUGUCAGAAAGGUUGUUGUAGGUGCAGGAGCCUAAGUGCAUGGUAUACUCAAGCUUGAAAACUCUUAACAUUGCACUGGAAACCAAACUGACAAAACUUGGAAAUAUGUUAUAGGUUUCAAACUGUCAUAUACUUCAGUUUUCAGUUUUUUUUCUAGAUCUGGACAGUUCUUUCUCUGCACAUAUGUGGAUGAACUUGUUGGUGCAGCCUUUGGGUAGUGAAUAAUACAGAUGAUCGACAAGGCUGGUUUGGUGUUGGAACACAUGGUUCUCGUUGCCUCUUGCAGAAACAGGGUCUUUUUUGCAUCGGCACUUGUAGCUUCGUACUUGUUGCAAGCACUCUAUCCAAAGACAGAACAAAUUACAGUGCCAACUACAUCAGCCCCUAUGGUGUGUUGCCAAAAUCCUUCUGCCUGCCUUGUUUCUUGCUGGGAAUUUUAAUUUCAAGUCAAAUGAGAAUAGCUAGCUUCAAAUUUGCCUUUUUCAACUAACCUCAAUUGGUGCAGAGAUAUUUCAGAGGCACCCUCUUGGUGGUUCUUUUCUGUAACGUCACAACCAAGAUUUGCCUUGCUGUGACGUCACGAGUUGUGACCCAAUUCACUUAUGGUUUGCAACUUAGUUGCCAAUCAUAAGUUUGAUAGUGUGUGCCCAAGGCACUGUAGAAGGUUGGAGUCCUCGCAUUCUCAAACAAACACCAUUGAAGUUGACAGUCUGACAUUAUUAUUAUUUCUGUUGGUGACAGCAGAAUUAAUUCUACUAACGUCAGCAUAGUAAGCGUUCUGCCAGCCGUGGGAAGCUGACCGCAGCGACGCUUUUGGUGGCACACAUCAGGAGCGAAUAACAAUAUGUAAUGUUUUCUUUUGGGGUGGUUUCGGUCUUGCUCUUUUUUAUUUGAAGCUAUACUUACAAAUAAGUCAUCAGAUCUGCCUAUUACAUUAGAAAAUUCAGACUUGGAAUUUAUUGAGUUACAAAAUGUUUUGAAUCUACCGAAGGUGGCGUGCCCUGUUUUUGUCCAUUGUAUUUUUAUUUUUUGUGCAAUUAACCCAGUGUUGGAAAUGGAUUUAUUCUAUCUGGUGAUUAAAUAUGUCCAGUGGAAAGGUUGCUAUGAAAUCUGGAAAAUGUCGCUUGCUGUUGGUACUUAAACAUUUGUCAAAAUAUUUGUAGCACCUGCUUAUUUGGGAAAAUUGCGUGCAGAAUCGUCUCAAUUUGAGCAUCAACUUAGUGCAUGCUGUUGUGUGAACACUAAUAGUAUGAAUUUUUGCGGGACUGCUUGAAUGUUGACAAAUCCUCAUUUUUGUUGUACUAAUUUUUCGUGUGCCCAAGUUUUUGGCACAAAUAUGAAGAAAACUGGAUCCCUCGUGUGUCAAUCAUGCACACCUUGCUAUCCAGCAAUUUUAACCCUGAUCUGGCAAAAUAAAGGCAAACACAAUUUAUAUAUUCUUUUUUAGAUGUAACUUUAAAAUGUCUUAGAUCCUUUCUUGUUGAGGGCUGAUGUUAUAAAUUUUUGCAUUCAUUGCACUUUAUAUUACCUUGUUCUUUGCAUAAAUACCAUUGAUGUUAUUGCAUUUUGGCAGUUUUUAAAGUUUUUUGGUUUUCUAAUAUGACAAUCAAAAACGACGCCAUACUUGGUGACCCUUUCACUAUCAGAUUUACAGACAAGGAUUUUCUGUUUUUUGGUGACUGUGGUCCUCUGCUAUUUGGUUUGGUGUGUUAUAUUUUGUACAAGAUGCACUUUGUACUUCAGUAGAAGUUCUGAAAUUUGCCAUAGUACUAGUUUCUAAAUUUCUAGGGUGAAUAGGGACCUCGUAAACAUGCUUGAGAUGCUUGCUGAGAGCUAGCAUCCUUGUCUAUUUAUGAAACUUGCAUCCUGAUCUUUUGCAGUAUAUUUUUUAUCCAUGUUCAUAGUUUUUUUUGCAAAAUCGCAGUGUUAGAGGUUUUUGAUAAUUGUCCAAUGUGGCAGGUUCAGUGUAUCAAAACUUUUUUGUGCUGCUUGAAGACUAAAGAGUUUCGUGAUGAUUAAUGUUUUAGUGGCUAUGGACAACUACUAAUUAUGCAAGUGAUUCUUCAUUAUUAAGGGUCCCUAGUUUUAUCAGUGUUUUGCUUGAUAAUAGGAUAGCUGAGGGAUUGUUGCAAACCAUAUCUGUUGAAAUCAAAGUCAUGCCUACUGUGUUGACUUAAGGUACCUGUACAGGUGGUUCGGCUUCCAAAAGCUAUACAAGGCUGUGAAAGCUGUCACGUUGCUUGUUGUUUACUGUUAGAAAAGAAUUAAAUAGUUGGAUUGUUUACCCUGUUACCUAGUGUUCAGGAGAGGAGGCAAAGCACACAUUGCUAGCUUCAUCCUUAGCGGUAGUCGACAUUAAAGAGGAAAAGUGAUAUGUCAAGUUGACUAACUUUAGGUAUUUAAAAAAAACCGUUGCUGAGUUGAAACUAUUUUAUUUUGAAUCUACUACCUACUCCCAGGAUUGUUUGGGUAUUGCUGUUAGGAUAUUAUCUUAUUGAACUGGAUUAUCAUUGCUGUGCUUGAGCAAGGUUCAUCAUUUGUUGAGCAUCAUUCUUCUGGUACUGCGCGCACAUGGGAGUACUUACUUGCAUUUACAUUUUAAUUAGAAUUUCAUAGGAUGGGACUUGCACAGAAGCAUUGGCGAACGUUUGCCCAGUCAUUUAAAUUGACAGGGAAGUAUUGAUUUUUUUGUGAAACGAUGUUUUUAGAUUUUGGUGAGCUGUAGCAACGAAUUUGAAAAUGAUAUUCCUUUGUAUACAAUCUUCAUGGUUGUGGGACAUUCCCGCAGGCAUUUGGCAGUUGGCUUCUGGGUUUGCCGAGUGUUAAUAACCUUGCUUUUUUCAUUCCUUGGGCCAAAGUGAAAGUAGGUUUUAGGCGAUAUAGCGUGCCGAGUGGUGCGAAAACCAGGUUUAGUCGAGCUUUGUUAUGUAUAAUAGUAAAGUACAGAGUGAUAUCUGCUCAGCAGUACUGUAAGUCUUGUCCUGUUCUAGUGACUGCAGCAGUAAUAGGGGAGCAGUGACUAGCAGUUUACGUAAGAGGUGCAGUAUGGAAAAAAUAUAAAGAUUUUCUAGCGACUUACCGGACUUUUAAUGUUGCUUUUCAUCUUCAUAUCAGCUCUGCAAGUGCUUUGGAGAGGGAUAAUCUCUAUGUAUCCCAUCUAGAAUACUCCACUUCUGUAAAAUGGAAUUCAAUGGCUCUACUGUUGAGUGGUCACCACCAUAGGUUUUGGCCAUCUAGCAAUAAUUAAGAAGUUUUCAAACAGUGAUGCUCCCUUCAUGUUUGUUGCCUUUUUCAUGCUUUGUGCGAGCUCCCAGCUUUCGAGAAUACGUUUUUAUUUGUUGUGGACAAAUAAAGUGGCAAGGAUGAUGCUGUGCCCUUCAAAAUGCA
Messenger RNA from Ixodes scapularis (black-legged tick), 9310 nucleotides. RefSeq names its product oxysterol-binding protein-related protein 6. Gene Ontology annotation, molecular function: cholesterol binding. Gene Ontology annotation, cellular component: perinuclear endoplasmic reticulum; intracellular membrane-bounded organelle; plasma membrane. Lineage: Eukaryota; Metazoa; Arthropoda; Arachnida; Ixodida; Ixodidae. The record is from RefSeq and is a predicted model, not a curated record. The transcript has 23 exons. Bases 412 to 3312 code for a protein of 966 amino acids.